This is a messenger RNA of Phycomyces blakesleeanus NRRL 1555(-), 1086 nucleotides long. RefSeq lists its product as hypothetical. The coding region runs from base 1 to 1086 and encodes 361 amino acids. The transcript has 6 exons. The record is from RefSeq and is a predicted model, not a curated record. NCBI's taxonomy places the organism in Eukaryota, Fungi, Mucoromycota, Mucoromycetes, Mucorales, Phycomycetaceae.
AUGCCUUCCAAUAGCAGCAGAAAAACAGACCAUAAAGGAAAAGGAAAAGCAUCUGCAAGUAUAUCUAUCUCUGCAAACCGUGUUUUGGCUGGCCAUGUUGGACCUCGAGAAAUUGCCCCCAUAAACAACAGUAUCAACAGUGUCAAGGAUGACAUUGCUGCUGUCAAUAGCAACAUGACAGCCUUUAAAAACAGGAUGGGCGUUGUUGUUGACAUGUCUGGAAAGACACAUACGGCAUUUGCAGACUUUGCAACUGCCUAUGCCAACAAUCAGACUCGUAUGGCUAGUCUAGGACCAUCUCUGAUGCCAUCCUAUGUCCCCCAGACCUCCCUCAGUGAUGCCAAGGUUUCUGUCAUUAUCUCAGAAAUCUUCGCAGAAAAGUUGUGGGACUGGAAGUUCGAGUCUGACGACCCUGCUCUUGUUGCUGAGAACGAGAGUAAGAAGAAGUGGAACUUGAACGAGAAGAUUAACCACCGCGAUAACGUAGCUGUUAUCAACUACUUGAAGAGCUACAUUAGCGCCCAGACUCGUCUAGCUGGUACUCACCCACAGGUGAUAAGUGAUAAAAUAAAGAACAGGUACAAGCACAGUCAUCAUACUUUUCACGAGUCUCCUGAGCAGAAGGCCAAGAAAAACAGCAAGGGGAGAGCAAACAGUCAUACUCUUCAGAUGAUAGCUACUACACUAUCCCAAUAUGAAUAUGUUCUUAUAUGUGAUAAAUCCAACAUCCGAGUGUCUGGAUCACCACAUAACCAGAUGUCUAUCCAACGCAAGUUGACAUACAUGGACAACUGGGUAGCCAUUGAUGCUACAAUGGGAUAUAAGACUGGAAACCCUGUUGAGAAGGCCUAUCUCAAACUCUUUCAGAAGGAUGCCAUGUCUGAUGUGGAUCGCCCCACUUGGAGAAGUGAAGAGUUCAACAGAUUGUUGACAAUGGUUGACGACAUUGAUUGUACCCAUCAUGUGUUAAAUGCGGGCGUGGGAACAAAGCCAAGAAUGAACAGAUAUCCAGCAACAUUGUUGCCUUGCUCUGUUCUUGCCACCCUGUCCCAGUCAUUGCCUCGUUGGGCAAUCAACGAUGAAUAA